Messenger RNA from Drosophila pseudoobscura, 3477 nucleotides. It is a transcript of the gene CARPB, whose product is annotated as Carbonic anhydrase-related protein B. The coding region runs from base 721 to 1704 and encodes 327 amino acids. The transcript has 9 exons. NCBI's taxonomy places the organism in Eukaryota, Metazoa, Arthropoda, Insecta, Diptera, Drosophilidae. The record is from RefSeq and is a predicted model, not a curated record. Gene Ontology annotation, molecular function: carbonate dehydratase activity; zinc ion binding.
GGGCACGACUCGGGAGUUAUUGUGCCGCGGCGGCAGCAACAGUUUUGUUUGAAGCGUCAACACGUGCGGUAGUCCUUCUGGCCUCCUUCCUGGUCCUGGCAGUCUUUGGUCCUUUCGACCGGAGCUCGUUGAGCGCGUAGAACCGUCGCGUGUUGCUCAGAGUUUCAGCGCGAGUUUGUUGCAAGUUGCAAGUGCAGCGCCCCAGAACUCCAGGACUCCAGUGCCCCCAGCCUCAAGUGUUGGCCAUAAAGAAUUAUAUGUUACAUUGAUUUAGCACAUGAUUAUUUUUGUUGUUUUUGUUCCGUGUCGCCGCGCCUAAUCCCCGCCAGGAAUCCACGAAAAGAGAACAAACGAGCGCCCCCCAAACGAACAGGCCAUCAAAUUAAUCAAAUUAAAAGUACUUGGCAGUGCAAUUACGCAGAAUGGCGUUUGCCUUUUAAGUUUCAACGCUCGCAUUGUUCCCCGGCAGCGGCCGAAGGCAUCCCCGGCAUCCCCGGCAUCGCAGGCACAGUGGAAAAACUGACGUUAAACAGGCGAACAGUCACCGGCUGUGGCAGCAGCAGCAGCCAGCUCCAGUUCGAGUUCCAGUUCGAGUUCGAGUUCCAGUUGCAGUUGCAGUGGCAGCAGUGCCACUGACAGUGGCAGUAAGUUACUGUGCAACUUUUGCCGGAGUCCCGUCGGCGCUGUCGUUGUUGUCGCAUAACUCAAAGCUGAUGAAAUAUGGAGCUGCUUCAGGUACUCUGCUGCACGCUCCUCCUGCUCCUGGCCCGAAUGCAAGUGCUCCUCGCCGUCAGCUGGGAGGAUUGGUGGACAUACGAUGGAAUCUCAGGACCUGCCUUCUGGGGCCUCAUCAAUCCGGAGUGGUCGCUCUGCAACAAGGGCAGACGUCAGUCCCCCGUAAAUCUGGAGCCGCAGCGCCUGCUCUUCGAUCCCAACUUGCGGCCCAUGCAUAUCGACAAACAUAGGAUAUCCGGACUAAUCACCAACACCGGACACAGCGUCAUCUUCACGGCCGGCAACGACACGGUGGCCAACUACGACGGCAUGCAGACGCCCGUGAACAUCUCGGGGGGUCCGCUGUCGUACCGCUACCGCUUCCACGAGAUCCACAUGCACUACGGCCUGAACGAUCAGUUCGGAUCGGAGCACAGCGUGGAGGGGUAUACGUUCCCGGCGGAGAUACAAAUAUUUGGCUACAAUUCCCAGCUAUAUGCAAAUUUCUCCGAUGCCCUGAAUCGUGCCCAGGGCAUUGUGGGCGUCUCCAUUUUGCUGCAGCUGGGGGAUCUGUCCAAUCCGGAGCUUCGGAUGCUCACCGAUCAAUUGGAGCGCAUACGCUAUGGCGGCGACGAGGCGUUCGUGAAGCGUCUCUCGAUACGCGGCCUUCUGCCGGACACCGACCAUUACAUGACCUACGAUGGCUCGACCACGGCGCCAGCCUGCCACGAAACGGUCACCUGGGUGGUGCUCAACAAGCCCAUCUAUAUUACAAAGCAACAGUUGCAUGCCUUGCGCCGUCUCAUGCAGGGCAGCCCCGACCACCCAAAGGCCCCGCUGGGCAACAACUACCGGCCGCCACAGCCGCUGCUCCACCGGGCCAUUCGCACCAACAUUGACUUCAAAACGACGAAAACGAACGGCAAGGCCGCCUGUCCCACCAUGUAUCGCGAGGUCUACUACAAAGCGACCAGUUGGAAACAGAACUAAGACGUAACUACUAUAAUGGCCGUUCUGACGUAAAGACGUAGUGACGUAACGUAAGCGCAAGACGUAAUUAGCGUGCGGCGUGCAACAGGAGCUUCCACUAAACAUACAUACAUAUACAACCCGGCGAUGCUGAGGAAAGACCGAGGAUUGCUGAGCAGAGCGGAGCGCAGAAAAUGGAGAGCGAAGGCGAUGGCGAUGGCGAGGGCGGAAGGAAUACAUACACGCAUACAUACUCGAACAUGCAUAUACAUACAUAUAUAUACAUAGGAAGCCGAAUAAUAUUGAUAGCGAUUACGAUAACGAUAACGAUAACUAGCAUUAAAUGUGCAACAUUUUUUUGUCUCCCCAAAAUCAAUCAGACUUUGAUUGCAGUCAGAGAUACUCCCCCUGGUUUUUUUUUUGCGUAUGUGUGUGUAGCCCUAAAUGAAAUACUGCGUAAGUACGAUAACUAUAACGAUAACGAUAGCGAUAGCCAUAGCGAUUACUAGUAAUCAGAAUUACCAGCAUAAUCUCUAUAACCAUAAUAAUAAUAAUAUAUCCUGUAUAUUUAAUGCCAGGCAAAAGUUGCAAAUAAGAGAUCAAAAUAAUAAUAAUAAUACCUACCAAUCACACAAACACACACACAAUAGCGAGAAGAAUACGCAAGUAUUUGUGUAUGUAUAUGUAUGUGUAUAUUAAUAGCCGGAGGCAAGUUAUGGAAACAGAGAAAAUGAGAGAGCAUUAUGCAAAACCCACCCAAAAAAAAACCAACUAGACGCGCAUAGACUAGAAAAAGUACAUAUAUUUUGUUGUAGCCUUUUUUUUGUUGUGUGUGAUUUAGGCGCUGCUGCUCCCGUAAUAGUCAUAACAACAAAAUUCCGAUACGAAACCAAUUUAAAUAUGAUAAUCUCUGGAGCCAUACCUCUAUGCGUAAAUAUUCAAUUGAAUUUCGUCAAGAAUGGAGCUAGGAAAAAGUGUAUAUAUGCUUUCUUUGAUGGAGCAGAAGAUCCACUUUCUUGCGGGGAGAAACGAGAGAACUAUCAUAUAUGUAUAUUUCCGGGAUAUCUUUCUUAAACUUCCGCGGGGUGGGGGGGUCAGCGUGAUAUUUCUGGAUUUACCGCUGCCACACAUUUAAUUCCAAUUUUCAAAUUAUGAAUUGGGUAUUUUUGUUUCUUGUUUUUGUUUAAUCUAUAAUCCCGAUAUGCAUGGCCGAAAAUACCCCCGCACGUUGGCAUGUUGCAUGCACCACACAAAUGCGUGCAUUUUGCAUUUUAAAUGCACUUAACCGCAGCAUCCACUACCCCCACUUAGCCUCCCAAUGGGGCAGCGGCAUGGUUUGAGUUUUCAGUUUUCGGAAUGGGAAUUUAAAUCGGAAAGGGCAUGGGAGCGGUGGGGGCGUGGGCAUGGAACUUGUGUAACCGGGGAAGAGACGCACUGGCCCACUGUUAUCAAACCCACUUACCAAAAGCACCCAGAGCCCAGAGGCUGUCCUGUCGCUUAUCGAACAGCAAAUGCAACAUGAAACCACAAAAUCUGUUGCGGUUAUUUAAAAUCACGUUUAAAUACGAAAGUGCAGCCAGUCCCGGAUCCCGGUCCCGGAGCCUGGAGCCCGGAGAACGAAGCCCGGUCCAGGGGACCCGCAUAAAAAUCAACUUUUUAAUGGCCGAAAGGAAAAUGAUUACGUACACGCCGCGUUGGCCCAAAAGCUGCAUAACUUUUUCCCUAAAUGGCAGCCAGACAGGGGCAGGGCAGGGCAGGGCAGGGCAGGGGCUUCGGUCUGGGGUCUGGGGUCUG